AUGUUUCUUGUUGAGAAGCUGCGUUCACAACUAUCUGAGGCAUCGACUGUUGCUGUGCACAUCGCUCUCAUUCUUGGUGUAAGUGUCUAUACGCUGUUUGGUGCAGUUACAAUGCUAACACUGGAAUCUCCAGAGAGAGUGAGAGCACAAAACAGACGAGAUGUGAAAGGAGAGGAACGAGAUGUCUUCACACGUGUCUACCUUGGUUCCGAAAUCGCCGCAAUGGAUCCAGGGGUGCACAACUGCUUGAUGUACGCUCUUGAAGAAAUAAUGGAGAAAACGAAAUGUGACGAUCAUGAGCUCGAGCAUCUAUCCAUCGCCAGUAUUGACAAUUGCUACCAAAAUUUAAACCUAUCUCCAAAUUUAGAGAUAGCUUCUGUGCCUGUCACGUCAGAAGUAAAGGAACUUGACGUUCCAACAGUGGAGCAGGAAAUUAAAGCAGACGUGGAGAAAUGGUCUUUUGGGAAUUCACUUAUCUUCGCAUUCACCGUCAUUACUACAAUUGGGUACGGCCACAUUGCGCCAGAAACAUUUUACGGCCGCUUGUUCUGUAUUGUAUAUGGGUUAAUUGGAGUUCCUUUCACUCUUCUUACUGUAGCUGAUUUGGGCAUGUUCCUCUCAGUAGUGCUCAGGAAAGCGACGAACCUUAUUUAUGAUGGGCUUCGCUCUUGCACUGGAUUCUUUUGGAAGCUACGACCUGUUAAAAGCGAUGAAAAGGAUGUCAUCUUAGUCACAGCGAGAGAAAUGAAAACAGUCGAAGAAGACACGGAGAGAGAAAAGGGUGGGCAUGACUCGAGGAAGACAGCUGAAGCAAUAGCACUUGGUCUCACCUUUGCUGUUUAUCUACUCCUUGGCGCAAAAGUUCUGUCCGUUUACGAGCCGGAAAUGGACUUCUUCAAGGCCUUCUAUUUCAACUUCGUGACGUUAACCACAAUUGGGUUGGGGGAUUUCGUCCCAAGGAGUUUCGACUACCUUUUCGUGACACUUUGUUACAUUGGCAUCGGAUUAGCGCUGACCACAAUGGCCAUUGAAAUGGCAGCAGAUCUGCUCCGCAGACUUCACUACGUUGGGCGUAAAAUGGAAAAUAUGGCAAAUGCUGUGGUUUGGUUCGGAGGAAAAAAGAUGACAAUGAAACGGCUUGUAAAAAAUCUCGGAGACCAGUUCAACAUUCCCGAAGAACAAUUGGCUCAAUUCAACUUAGACGAAUUUGUUGAAGCCGCAAUGAAAGUGGAAGCAGGCGAAAUCAAAACGUUAAGGAAGGCGGCCUCACCUGUUGUAUUCCGUGAUGACGGUGUUUUGAGCUACAGUAAGCUGCGCAAAUCCAGUGAGAGUGACAUUCGCUUUGCCGAUGAACGUUUCAGCAAAAACCGCGACUUGUUGACUCUUCAAGAAGAUACUUUUCGCACAAUGGAAACACUGCCAAUUAGUCACGGAUUAGACGCUCAAGUUCCUCGCCUAGACCUUGACUAUCCAAACUUGACCGAUUCUUCAUUGCCGACCUCCUUUGAUGAGGAGUAUAUGAAGACGAUGUCAAUGACGAAAAGAGGAACUUAG
Messenger RNA from Necator americanus (New World hookworm), 1554 nucleotides. RefSeq lists its product as uncharacterized. Lineage: Eukaryota; Metazoa; Nematoda; Chromadorea; Rhabditida; Ancylostomatidae. The transcript is spliced from 13 exons. The record is from RefSeq and is a predicted model, not a curated record. Bases 1 to 1554 code for a protein of 517 amino acids. Gene Ontology annotation, biological process: potassium ion transmembrane transport; stabilization of membrane potential. Gene Ontology annotation, molecular function: potassium ion leak channel activity; outward rectifier potassium channel activity. Gene Ontology annotation, cellular component: plasma membrane.